AUGAAAACGUGUCACUUUCCCGAGGUUGGAGUAAUAACAUGUUAAAAUACUUAAAACAUUGUUUAGUAUCUAGCUUGUGCCUUUUAGAUAAAAACAAAACAAAGGAAGAACGUUUCGCUUCUCUUAACACCAAACCACGGCCUGCUUCGCAAGUGUUCCCGGAAGUCUUACGAUGUUGCGCCUCUGGGUUUAAAAACUCUGUGGCGAGAUCUCGGCACCAUUUUGUGAAGCCACUCAAGCCUGCGAGAGUUGUGGUGGGAAUAUUUGUAUUUUGUUGCUAGUGAGCUAGCAAAACUUGGUGUGAACUGUUAACGACUGACCAAACAUAGCUUGCUGUAUUUUUUUUAUAUAUAUAUUUUUACAAUAGCAAUUAGCUAAAUUAACGUUAAAAGUGGUCUCCUAACUUUUAAAACACGAAAGUUAGUUAUCAGUCUACGGAUGUCUGGAGAUAAUAUGUCGGGCGGCGGGAGCGUGGUUCGUGGCCCAGCGGGAAACAACGACUGUCGGAUCUACGUGGGUAACCUGCCGCCUGAUAUUCGCACUAAAGACGUGGAGGAUGUGUUUUAUAAGUAUGGGGCGAUCCGAGAUAUCGAUCUGAAGAACCGGAGAGGAGGACCUCCGUUCGCUUUUGUGGAAUUCGAGGACCCCAGGGAUGCUGAUGAUGCGGUGCAUGGCCGUGAUGGUUAUGACUAUGAUGGUUACCGUCUCCGGGUGGAGUUCCCCCGUAGUGGGCGUGGGGGAGGGAGAGGGGGUGGUGGCGGCGGCAGGGGUGGCGGCGAUGGAGGAGGAGCCCCAAGAGGACGAUACGGACCUCCCUCACGGCGCUCAGAGUACAGAGUCAUCGUCUCAGGUCUCCCCUCUAGUGGUAGCUGGCAGGACCUAAAGGACCACAUGCGCGAGGCAGGUGAUGUAUGUUACGCUGACGUGUUCCGGGACGGUACCGGCGUGGUGGAGUUCGUACGCAAGGAGGACAUGACCUACGCUGUCCGCAAGCUGGACAACACCAAGUUCCGCUCCCACGAGGGAGAGACUGCGUAUGUGCGUGUGAAGGUGGACGGACCUCGCAGCCCCAGUUACGGACGCUCCCGCUCUCGUAGCCGUAGCAACGGGCGUAGCAACGGGCGUAGCAACAGCCGCUCGCGCAGCUUCUCACCGCCGCGACGCAGCCGUCCCUCGCCACGCUACUCGCCACGACACUCCCGAUCACGCUCCCGCAGCUAGACACAAACCACAUACACACACCUCCAGCCCAGCGGCCCCCAGGGAGAGGAUACAUCAGACCAGGAGAUGGACAGACUGGGUGGACAUUCUAAUGAAUUACACCUAAUGUUCUCUUGCCUCGGCUAUCUCUUGUUCUUUCAUCCCCGUUUCCUGGUCUAGUUUGCCUCAGCUGUGGUUUUGGCUUAUGACCUCUGUUCUCUUUGUAUCUGCUGACCCCUCAUCUUCCCCCGCUCUUUCUCCCAUCUUCUCCCCCCCCCCCAUCUGUGUAAAGGGCUUUAAUUGUUCUGUUUCUGUUAGUUUUGACUGGGGGGGGAGAAGAAGAGGUUUCAUUUUGUGUUUGUGGGGAGGGAUGGUAUUUUCUUUGGCCUGUUGUGGUGUCUGUGAUGUGUUGUUGUGCUGACCUCUGACCUGUCUGUCGUGUCUCUCUGUAGAGAUCACAGGAGCAAGCUGAUAGGCUGCUGGGAAACAGGAAACUGUUCAUAUUAGGAUUAACAGGAGGAGCAGGAGGAGUCAAAUAACCAGCCAAUGGUAUGACGGCAGUAGUCUCUCAUCCAAUCAGCUGUCAGACCUGAUGUUUUAGUGACCAGUAAUAUUAUUGAGCUGGUUUUAACUUUCUACUCUUAACUCUCUCAUAUUAGAGUGCUUUGCCACCUCUCCUUCCCUCGAUCCCAUCCUCCCCUGGUUUUCUAUUCACGGUUUCUGGUCAGAGUAGCAUGCAUGGCAGUGUGCGUCUGUGGAGGUAGUGCGUCUGUGGAGGUAGUGCGUCUGUGGAGGUAGUGCGUCUGUGGAGGUAGUGCGUCUGUGGAGGUAGUGCGUCUGUGGAGGUAGUGCGUCUGUGGAGGUAGUGCGUCUGUGGAGGUAGUGCGUCUGUGGAGGUAGUGCGUCUGUGGAGGUAGUGCGUCUGUGGAGGUAGUGCGUCGGUAGGGUAGUGUAGUGCGUCGGUAGUGUAGUGCGUCGGUAGGUGGCAGUAUCAAUAGGAGAGUGUGUGUGUCUGGCAUUGUUAUUAGUGGUUGGUUAGUCUUGGUUCAGAGAACUUUAGUUCUAAUGUUGAGGUGAGUUUUCUUCUGUAAAUGUCUUCUCUUAAACACAGCUUUCAGAGCCAGCAGGUUGUGAUGGCUGAUUGGCUGUAGCUAGACUUGGGCGGUAUACCGUAUUUUACUAUACACAGAUAUUGAUGCAGGGACCGGUUUGGGUUUUUACUUUACCUUCUAGAACGAUAUUUGAACGUUUGGUUUGUUAAAUGUGAUGCGCUGUGUGUAACGUCCGUUUUUAUAGUUGACUUGGCUACUUGGGUCAUCUCUCGCCAUGCCACUUUCUAGCCCCGCCCCCCCCCGUCACUCAAGGAGCAUAAUUGUUGUUGCUUGACCAGGAGACGCUUGCGUUCAGUUUGCAUGGUCAAUGUAACACGUGCAACAAUGUUGACGACAACAAUGCUGUUUUCACUUUGCUUCUUAAUAUAAAUCUAGUAGCGUUCCAUAAUUACACUAUUAGUUUGUUUCUUACACCUGCAAAUUUGUAUUAUAGAAAGUUGGGCCUUAAUCUUGUUAGCCGCUAAUGCUAACUGCUAGCUCGCUAAUAAAUGAACCGAGUCAGAGCAAAUGUAACUAGCUAUACAGCCUGAUAAUACCAGUGAUGGUGUAGAACUAAAUCGGCAUGUUGGUACAACAGUAUUUUCGAAAUCAGAGGAACAUGUGAAUGUUAGUUACAUGAAGUAACUUAGAGAACCUUCAAUGUAGCCAAAGAUUAGAGUCCCAUAGGAAACACUGACCAUCACUUUGGUUCCUACCCUGUCACAAUAAAUCCUCCUGGCAUUUUCAUGUCAAACAACAACCACUAUUAUAUUCGAACUAUAGAAUUAACCCUGCCUAAUCAUUAUUUCCUUUUAUUUCAACGGUUCACCCAAGUGUUUUGCUCUAAAUCGCAAGUCCAAUUGCAACAUUUGGUUAAAAAUAAAGCCUAGUUUUUUUUUUUGCCCAUAUUGUGCAGCCAGUCUUACGGCAGUGUGGAAAUGAUCCUCAGUGCAGGAAACACAGAAAUGUAUGAAAAUGUUUUUGGUUGAAUUGAACAGUAGAAAACAAAGGAGAAAGACCCAUUUGAAAUCACAUAGUAACAAUACUCACAAAGAAAAUUAAGGACUUUUAUUAAAAACAUUAAAUACUGGCAUACCAUUUUUUUUUUUAAAUAUUGUUUUUACACCGUGAUAUAAUAUUUUGGCCAUAUCGCCAAGUCCUAACUAUAGCAGGUUGUGAUAGUGUGGCUGAUUGGCUGUAGCAGGCUGUGAGUGAUUCUAACCUGUUGCUCCUUCCUUCUCUCUGUUGGGUGCGGGAUCUGUCUCAAGGAGGGCUGUGAUUGGAGGAGGGCUCUGUCUCCCCGUCCUGGAGCCAAUCAGACCUUCAGGAUUCAGGAUCAGAGCAGGGAUUAGGAUUAAGGAUGGAGAGAGAACGCGGAGUGGGACAGGAGCAUAGGAUCGGGACCAGCCCCCAGGCCACAGCCCAGCCCACUGGAACCUAGAUACUAGACCUAAGUCACUCAAAUGGCUCUCAAACACCCAAAAUUAGUUUAUUCCCCCCCCCCGUGUGGACUCCACAGCGUCCUUCUAGGAUCCUGACCAGCGUUCUUUUAUUAUUUGAGUGGAGCUCAACGCAAAACCAGGAGUCUGGCUCAGGAUGGAGGGAGGCGCACAUAAGGAGAUUGGUAACUAGAAGGGAAUUACAAUCUGGGGGGGUUAAAUGUGUUUGUUCUAUAAAGGGAUUGAGAGUAAUGUGUUUAGUUUGUUUGGAGGGUGUGUUUUUUUAAAAGUUUAUUUUUAUUUUUAGGUUUGCAUUGUUUCCUCAGUAUAUUUUAGGAUUUGUUUGUUUCCCUAGUUGGUAACUUUUCAUGUUUCAGCACCUCUUCAAUAAAGUGUCUUCUACAGUA
Messenger RNA from Oncorhynchus mykiss (rainbow trout), 4137 nucleotides. RefSeq names its product serine and arginine rich splicing factor 1b (gene srsf1b). Gene Ontology annotation, molecular function: mRNA binding. The record is from RefSeq and is a predicted model, not a curated record. NCBI's taxonomy places the organism in Eukaryota, Metazoa, Chordata, Actinopteri, Salmoniformes, Salmonidae. Gene Ontology annotation, cellular component: cytoplasm; nucleus.